Drosophila miranda is the source of this 1386-nucleotide messenger RNA. RefSeq lists its product as uncharacterized. The record is from RefSeq and is a predicted model, not a curated record. Lineage: Eukaryota; Metazoa; Arthropoda; Insecta; Diptera; Drosophilidae. The coding region runs from base 262 to 963 and encodes 233 amino acids. The transcript has 2 exons.
GCGGGCCAGGCUCGGGAGUGAUCUCGGAGGGCUGAGCCAGACCGGUUGUGCGGCGGAAGCCAAAAUAGAUUUAAAAACUAGCCGUGACCGCGCCGUGUACGCAAUAAGCCGGACGCGGUGAAUAAAAACCAGCUGUGACAGCGGUGUGCAAAGGAAGCCACCGACGUGACGAGGACCGGCCGCCGGACCCAAAGAAGGGAAAGCAAGGAUCCGACAUGGACAACCCAAGGACCAGCGACGCACAGCCUGUAGAGGCAGAAGAUGGCACGGAGGGGCAUCCUAGGGGUGCGUCGCCGCCCAGCUCAAGGCAACCACGGUCCACGACCAGCCAACCACAAGCAAGACACCACUCUCCGACCCCGCAAGCAGAACCGGGCAACACCACGCAGCAUGGACUAUCAACAGGAGAACCCAAACGGCCCGAUCCCGGACACCAGCUGGGACGACGGGUGGCACGCCAGACUGCAGGAGUGGGACGCGCAGGAGGAGGCGGCAGCCCCGGAAAGAAGGGAGAAUCCCGAUUGGCAGCCGCUGGACCACGCACCAAUGAAGUGGAUAUCGCCAGUUUCCACCGACCACAACCCUCCGAACCCGGAACCGACGAGCUGCACGGCCCGAGAGGCCGAACCAGGAAACGCGAGCCAACCAAAGGAGGACAGCGACCUGUCAUUGGGUUUGGAAGAGGCAGAGGCGGGCGGACUGCUCACAGCGUUCGAGGAGAUGCCCGAGCUAAACACGCUGCAGGAGGAGCAGGAAUGGCCAAUCGCCCCAGUCGCCUGGCGGGUAAGCACGCCUGACCGCCGCAUCCCGCAAAGCCUGUUGGAAGGCGCCAGCGCUCAGGCAAACGCGGCGCGUCACGCGCGCAGCCGGAUCCGCAGCUUAGAACACCACGACGGCCAACGCUUCCGCGUAUGCAUCAGCGGGAAUUUGGUGCGCAUUUCACCGCGCCCCACCCCGAAGUAGGAAGGGAGUGUGAAGGCAUAAGCCUCCACAGCACUAACCACGACACCAUCCCCUGGAGGGACCGCCCCGACGGCUGGUUAUCUAAUUUCAUUAUUUCAUUAUCACUUUUUAUCCGAUUCUUAUUACUUCUAUUAUACUUAGUAUUACUUAGACAACGAACAAUGAAUCCUUAUUUUCCCCAAUUAAAAUAAGAAAUAGGCUAAGAAAACCCCUAAAAUAGUGAGCCGUUUUACUUAUUAGCAGCGAAGAGACAACACGAAAGAGAGACGCCUACUACGGCCACGCAGCAAAGAGAGCCGACAUGGAAGAGAAGGAAACGAAGAGACUCGCCGGUCGCUCUUACGCCCACGCAGCCAAAGCAAGAGAGAACGGCCGAAGGCAAAGGAACAGCAUGCAAGAGAGCGAAGCGGCAGAGAAGCCGCC